This is a messenger RNA of Phymastichus coffea, 2972 nucleotides long. RefSeq lists its product as uncharacterized. NCBI's taxonomy places the organism in Eukaryota, Metazoa, Arthropoda, Insecta, Hymenoptera, Eulophidae. The record is from RefSeq and is a predicted model, not a curated record. Bases 163 to 1545 code for a protein of 460 amino acids. The transcript has 6 exons.
UUUUUCCAGACGCUCGUAACUGAGCGUUUGAUCGUUUCUUGUUGUUUUUAUCCUGUUGUUGUUAGAAUAAGUUUUAUUACUACCCUGUUUUAAUAUACUCCAAUUUGAUGAAAUCAAAGUGCAAUAUUACGUGUUUAUAAUCACUGUGAUAAAAGUUAACAUAUGGGUCCAGUUUGGAGUUCUACAUUGCCUUUCACGCGGAAAAUUCAAUCAAACGUUAUCGACAUUUUAUUCGUGAUGAAUUCAUAUCCGUCUAAGCAUAGGAAAAGACGAUUCUUUGAGGUCACCGAUGAAAACAGAAAUCCCAAUGCUGCCAAGCGUCUUAAUAAUGCCGAGGAGAAUACAAAAAUUAUUGAACAGUACCAACCGUUACUGAGGAAAUACGAAAAUGACAGAGACCUCGUUAUUCUUGAUGCAGAAGAGGAACUCGGAACCAAACCAGGCCAAAACUAUCUAUCGAUAGUACUCAGAACCAAAAUAUUUGGCAAAAAGGGCGACGGGAAAUUGUACAAAAAGUCAUUUAUUCGUAAAAUAGCAGUGGAAAAUGAGACUUACAAGACGAUGGCUCGCAGUGACGAUUUGUUCCGGAUAGAGGCCCAUAUGUACGAGAAUUUGCUGCCGCUCUGGGGUAACAUCGGUCCUAAGUGCAUAUUCUCGCAGCCCGACGAAAUAAUCCUCGAGGAUUUGGGACAAAGGCAAUUUAACACUUGCGAGAUACGAAAUUUCUUCGACCUCGACCACUGCUUAGCCGUAGUACAAACGUUAUCAUCUAUGCAUUCAAAAUCGUUGAGUCUGAAGUUGAAAGAACCAGAAACAUUCGAAAGGUUAAUCGCACCGCUCAACGAGAAUAUAUUUCCCGCAGAUGAGCGUCCAUCGAUGAGUAUUCACUACGAGAACGGAAUUGGCACAGCACUCACCCUUUUGCAGUCGAUUCAACCCUGCGUCCCAAAAGUUGACCGUGCAAUCAAAUUCUUGCUCCACUAUCAAAAUAAAGUGGUUGCGACGAUGAAGGAGUUUCUAUUGCCGAGAGCGGGCACCAAGCGAUACUGGGUUAUCACACAUGGAGAUACUUGGAAGAAUAAUAUUAUGUUUAAUUACGAUAACGAGGGUAAAAUCGUAAAUGUCAAGUUCGUUGACUUCCAGAUUGCUAGGCACGCUUCCGCGGCGCUCGACUUUACCUACUUCCUGUAUACAUCUGCUCAAGCCGAGGUCAUCGAGAAUCAUAUUGAUGACAUCGUAGCCGAGUAUGAGCGAUUUUUCCUUCAUGACCUUCGUCGCUGCGAUGCACUCGAGUCUGAUCUCAAGGCUUUUUCACGACCUGGGUGGUUCACCGAAGAACUUCAACGAUAUGGCCUGUUCGGGUUUCUUGGUGCACUUACCACUAUUAAUGCCAUAUUCAUGGACGAGGAAAGAGCUGCUCUCUACGAAAAAUCUAAAAUUGGCGACGUAGAGAUUCCAAGUGGUGGAGAAAGUUCAACGGAAAAAAGAGAUAGGAUACUGUUUAUGAUCGAUCACUACAUCACGCAUUUUCGAAAAGACCUCUGAUGCCGGAAUAUUGUAGGCAUAUAUUUUUCCUGGCUACGUUAAGUUAUGGUGUUUUACUAGAAAAUUUUAGUUGUUAUGUUUUUAAAUUAUAUAUAUGGCCAAUUCCACACAAAAAAUAUAUUAAUUCGGCUUCCUUUUUUAAAAACUUCAAUUAUAUAUAUUUUUUCAAUUAUUUUAUAAAAUUUAUAAAAACGAAAAAUGAUAGAAUUAAUUUGACUUCGAAAUCGAAUUCCACGGGUCAAAACUCGUUUAAACCAUACCUUGGUUUAUUUUUUGUUCAAAAUGUUGACCCUUGCAAAACUUUAAAAACAUAAAUUUCACCUAAACCUGUCAUUUUGACAGUUUUAUUAUAGCAAUAAGUUACUUACGCAGUGCUAUAGCAUUCAAAGCUUUGUAAGAGUUGAAAUUUUGAGCAAAAAAUAAAAAAAAAAUAGAUUUUUCUACAUACAUUUCAGCCAUAGAGGUUGAAUUUGAAAAUAAAAUGACGUCAUUUUUUAUUGAAUUCAAUAUCCGCGAUGAGAGGUAGAAUUAUCUUUUGAGUUUUAUGAAUAGUACAUUUCUAAAAUUAAAUACGAAGAAAUAGGAGCACACGCUCAAUUUGAAAAGUUAGCGAACCCGCGCCAAAAAAUGCAUUUUCUGUGUGGAAUCGGUCAUAUACUUUCACGCGUUACUAUUUAUACCAAAGGGAUUUAUAGUGCAGUUACAAAGUAAUUUAUUAAAAUAGUAUUUUUAUACGUUAAUUGUCAAAAUGUUUAUUGCCAUAAUUAUUUUUUAUAAGUAUGUAUUUUAUAAAUGUGUGCAUAACGUUUAUCAAUUGAUUUUAAUGUUCAUGUUCAUGCUAUAUGGUCAUUGUGGAAAUUUUAAUAGUCAGAGUAUUCUACUGUAUAAUUUUCAAAGAAUUACUUAAAGCUAUUGUAAUUGGCGUAUUUAUGUAACAGUAUUUUUACAUUACGUACGAAACUUAAUUUUAUUCAUGCUGCGUGCAUCUAGUUUUGAAUAUUUAAUCCAUGAAAAAAAAUUAAACAGUCUAAUAAUGUUUUAUUAGAAUCAGAAUAUAAAGUAAUGAGGUAAGCGUGUAUAGUAAUGUAAAUGGAGUACAAACUAUGGGUGAAAUCGAGAAAAAGAAAUAUAUAGUAGCUGUAUUUUUGUACAAUCGUAACUGUGGGAGAACAGCUGAAUGCUGGAGAAAAAGCGUUGACGCAGUAAUCCUUACUUUUUACAAUGUAUCUUCCGCAGUUCGUCGCCGCCGAGAGCCCGAGUUAUCUUUUUCAAGCGACUUAGCAACUCGUAAAUCCUAAGAUGCUAGCUCGUGAAUAUAUAUUGUACCUGCCUCAAAGUUUUUAGCGUUAAAUUUGUAUAUUGAAUUAUUGUGUAGUAUAUUUUUAAUAUAUAUUUUAUACCUACUCCAUCUGUUUAUUUCUAUGUAC